AUGGAUCCUAAGGAGCGUAAGUCUUGGAAACCAGGCCCCAGUGCGUCCAACAAUAAGACUGACAAUCUCUCAUCAGAGAACCUCUCAUUACAGAGCUUCUCAUCAGAGAACCUCUCAUCAGACCACUCCGACCAAAAUUCUUUGCAAAUCUCUGCUCAAUACCUUGACCAAGACACCCAAUCAUCCCCUCUCUCCCAAGGAUCUCCAUCUUAUUGCGGUGACGAGUCUGAAGUUCAGGAACUGUGGCAAGAGGUACGGGAAUUCUGUACCAGCAACGAAAUCCAACCGGAGUUUGCGCCACAGUCGUUGUAUUCGUCCGAGAUGCCUUCUCAGCUGCCUCCGAUGCCACCGAUCAUACUCUCAGAAUGUCUCCGAAACAACAACGUCCACGUGCUGCCAGUGGGCAUGUGUGAGUACAUGACUCCGGAUGAGCACUUCGGCAAAGUUGGCACUGUGAUGCGGUAUAUUGAUGUGGAGGUCGCACGACAAGGUCUACGCUCAGAACGCGGUAGUAGGGAGGCUGUCCGUCUUCUGAUAGAUCAGGUGUUCUUUGACAAGCCCAAGCGUUCUGCCUACAAGAGAGUGGACGAUGCAAAGCUCUGGACUGGUGAGAUCUCCUUGGAGCCGGAGCCAGUGUUAGUCAAGCGGGGCCAGCAGCAUGUGCAACCGGAAGAAAAGGCACAUAUACAAGCGCAAUCAGCCGGAGGAACAUCCAUGCCACCGCCUACAGCAUUGGACACGGCCACGUUUCUGAGAAACAAGCCCGCUGUUUCGCGAGCAACCACAAAAUCAGUCAAGCCCACGUUGCUGAGAAAGAAGCCCGCUCCUUCUAGAGCACCUAACCACGACAACUCUCAGACAGGAAAGUCCCCUGCUUCACACCCGCCAAACGCACCAACGGAAAAUCUGUUGUAUGAGUUCGACAUCGCAGAGCAGACCAGUGCAUUUCUCCAGGAGCUCCUCCCACAUACCACAUUCUGGCUUGACCGUCCACGUACUACAUUGAUUCAAGUUUCCGAAAACGGUGUCGAUGGGCUUGAAGCUUCCCGAAUGUUUCCCUAUUUGACAGUCGUCUGGCAAGAAGAACAUGAGCCAUUCCAACAUUGUCACACACGGGGCUCUAUGAUUGCGGCCUGUAUCCUGUCUUCUCACGCCAAGAUGCUCAGAAUGACUCCGGGUGCUCAGCAGUUGAGCGAUCUACGCCAUUAUAUCAUUGUUAUGGAGGACAAUGGCUUAUGGUUCAAUGUUUUACAGGCAAAACUAAAGGAUGAAGGGAGCGGAUGUGUCGUGUCAUGGCUCGAUUCUGGUAUCUUGCCUCUACACCUUGGACUCUUCGGGAGCUGGGUCAAGAACAUCCAUGACUGGGCGCUCACAGUCUGGAAACCUAUGAUUUUGGCUGCAUAUUCUCCGGAAUAUCUUACCUGCCGCGGCAGGUCCGAUUUUCAUGAACACGAUGCAGAGAAUGAGGCCUAUGCUGCCACAAGCAAAUGGGGGGAGGAAGACUUUACCUGGACGGGAUGA
Molecule: messenger RNA, 1521 nt
Organism: Capronia epimyces CBS 606.96
Lineage: Eukaryota; Fungi; Ascomycota; Eurotiomycetes; Chaetothyriales; Herpotrichiellaceae
Exons: 1
Coding region: 1-1521 (506 amino acids)
Source: RefSeq, a predicted model, not a curated record